Messenger RNA from Dendrobium catenatum, 1361 nucleotides. RefSeq names its product putative disease resistance protein RGA4. NCBI's taxonomy places the organism in Eukaryota, Viridiplantae, Streptophyta, Magnoliopsida, Asparagales, Orchidaceae. The record is from RefSeq and is a predicted model, not a curated record. The coding region runs from base 51 to 1361 and encodes 436 amino acids. The transcript has a single exon.
CCCUUUCUAACUUGUGUUAUGUGAAAUUGUCAGGUGAUUGUUUUUCAUCGAUGUGUGGGAUUGGGAAGCUAAAAUCUCUUCAAAAACUGAAAAUAUUUGAUCUUAGAGAUGCGAGUGGUUAUAGAAUUGGAGAGCUGGAGAAUAUGAAUGAACUUUGCAAAUUAGGAAUCAAUUGCCUUGAAAAUGUUAAGGAUGCCGAGGAGGCUUGUAGUGCCAAAUUAUGUGCCAAGAGGAGGCUCACAGAUCUAGCCUUACGUUGGAGUAACACUGAUUUGAGGAACUUCGAUUUAGAUGAGAACGUGCUCGACAGCCUUCGGCCACCAAAAUGUCUAAGGAAUCUGAGUAUAUGUAAUUACAUGGGUGCAAGGUCUGCAAUAUGGAUGAACAAUGUCAAUCUGCUCUCCAAUUUAAAGAAAAUUGAGAAAAUCAAUUUGUGGAAAUGCUUGGAGUGGGAAACUCUUCCUCCUUUCGGGCAACUUCCCUUCCUCAAGUCACUGAAACUUUCUAACAUGCCAAAAGUAAAAUGGCUCGAAAGUAAAUUUAAUGGGAAUGAUACAUACCGUGCCUUUCCAUUGCUAGAAGUGUUAAAUAUUGAGAAAUUAGGAGCAUUAGAGGAUUGGUUUGAGGCAGGAGUAGCUGCUGAAGAUGGAUGUUUGUUUCCUUGCUUAAUUAAACUGGUGCUACUUGACUGCCCGAAGUUGAAAGAGUUGCCCUCUUUGCCUUCUAAGCUCAAGACCUUGAAGAUAUAUAACAAUAUGGAGUGGACGACUUUGAAUUUUUGUAGCAGUUCAAAUCCUAUUCCCCUUAAAACAUUAGAGGUGUUUGACUGUCGAAACAUUACAUCUCUUCCUCUGGCUGAUGAAAUAGCAAGACUUGCAGCACUUAGAUCCUUGACAAUUACAAAGUGCCCCAAUCUGAUCUCUCUCGGAGAAAUGCAAACCACUAAUAAUUGCCAUCUCAUGCUCAGCGAUCUUGAAAUAAGUGAUCCAUCGGUGUUGCUAAUGGAGCCAUUGAGAAGUAUCGCCUCCUUAAAAGAGCUGAUUAUUGCGGUUAAUGGUGAGGUGGUUUCAUUUCCAAAUGAGGCGGAGCAGUGGUUUCUGAAUGUUAGGUCUUCUCUUUCGGAGCUGUAUUUUGUAAAUCUCAAAUCCUUAGAGUCUCUCCCAUCCUCCUUGGAAAGCUUAUCUUCACUUCAGCUUCUACAAAUUGUGAAUGUUCCUAUGCUUCGGGAAUUACCGAACCUUCCUACCUCUUUGAAAUCUCUAGCAUGUGGGAUGUGUCAUCCAGAUUUAAAGGAGCGCUAUCGAGAGGAUGGAGGCUCCGAUCGCCACAAGAUUGCUCACAUUCCGAAUAUCAAUAUAUAA